CUCUUCGCGCGUGCUCGUGCCCAAUGCGCGCCGCGGAUACUGGUUGCUACACAACGCUGCCUCCAAUAACAAUGGCGGUUGGUUCGCGGCAGCCGAGGAACAGACUUUAAAAAUAACAACAACAACAACAACAACAACACGCAGACACACACACGCACACAACCAGCAGCCGCCCGUAACCUAGGAGACGUUCGUGCUUCCUUUCUCGCUGCCGACAAAGGAGACUUGACCCACUUCACGCCCCGUGAGUAUGUGCUCACACUCGGCUUCCAGCUACUUCUACAGGGCUCCGGUUCCAGUGGGAGCCUGCGAUCCACCGGGCCUGGCUGUGCUAAUCCACCCCCCCGGUUGGUAUAUUCGUGACCUGGCAUCCGGACUCCCCCCCCCCCUUCACCGUGCUGAUGUGACGUUGAUAUGGGAGAGUGGUGGACAACCGUGCCAAUAGGGACGUCUCUGGGAAACGAUGAGAUCUCCAGCAUAUCACAUGUGACGAUGUCCCCCUCGAGACAGAACAACCUCGUGUCAAUGUACUCUUCUUUGCCGCCGUCCAGAAGCUCCUACCAUGUCUUAAGUAGCUUUUGCACAGAGGAUAAUAUUCCUCAGUGCAUUUCAUACAUCAAUCAGGAGCUCGACUCGCUGGGCCUCUCUUCAUGUAUCGAGGCCAGCGCACCGGGGGGAGCCGGCCUCAGCCGAGUGCCGGCUCUGAACGCCAUGCACGAGCUGAUGGAGCUUCACCGGCGCGACAUGUCGACUUUAGAGGAGCUUGAGAGAGAACAGCUGAAGAAAUGCAGCGCCUUGGACCACAUACAGAUGAACAAUUCCAGACUCAAGGACCAGUUGGAGCUGUCCAUAAGGGAGAAAUCAGGUCUACAUGAAACAGAGCGGCAGCUGCAACUCAAAAUCAAAACUAUGCAGAGCUGCUUGAAAACCGAAAAGGACGAGGUCCAGAAGCUGCAGAGCGUCGUCGCCGGCCGAGCCUCUCAGUACAGUCACGAUGCGAAGAGAAAAGAGAGAGAAGCUGCGAAGCUCAAGGAACGCCUCAGCCAGCUGCUGGUUGACCGAAAGGACAAGAAACUAGCCAUUGACGUACUGAACUAUUUGGGACGGCCGGACGGGAAACGGAGCCACUGGAAGACCGCCAAGGCGACAGUCGGCCACGAGGGUGAGAUGUACAAGUCCCUGCUCAACGACUACGAGGUGAGUCAGAGGUCCCUGAUGCUGGAGAACGCCGAGCUCAAGAAAGUUCUCCAGCAGAUGAAGAAGGAGAUGAUCCACGUCCUGAGUCCACGCCAGCCCUCUCCCAGAGGAGCCGCCGCUGAUGACAGUCAGGAUCAGGCCGAUUCGGACGAGGAGGAGAAGCCGGCUGACUCUAGCAGGGAAACUCUGGACCAAUCCUGCGAGUACGCCAAGGAGCAGCUCGCCAACAGCAUCCGCCAGCAGUGGAGGAAACUGAGGAACCACAUGGAGAAGUUGGACAGCCAAGCCUCACUGGUGCAGAGUCAGCUGGAGUCCAAUCGGGAGAUGAUACCGAGGGAGACUCACAAGGACGAGAUGGAGAGGAUGAGGCGUGAAGUGCAGCAGUGCAAAGAGUUCAUUCAUGUACAGCAACAGCUCCUUCAGCAACAACUCAACACGUCCUUCGACGAUGAGACGGCAGCUCUCCUGAACGACUGCUACACGCUGGAGGAGAAGGAACGUCUCAAGGAGGAAUGGAGGCUCUUCGAGGAGCAGAAGAGGAACUUUGAGAGGGAGAGAAAGAACUUCACAGAGGCUGCUAUCCGCCUGGGCCGAGAGAAAAAGGCCUUUGAGGAGGACCGUGCUUCUUGGCUCAAGAAUCAGUUUUUGAACAUGACUCCCUUUACGGACCGCAGGAGAUGUUCCUCGUCCGACGGUCAGAGUGCCUUAUCAAUCAGAAGUGAGCCAGAGAUGAGGAUGUCUUCCACGAAAGCUCAGCUCGCCCAAUCGUCAACCUACACCACGUUCUCCACUCCCAAACCUUCACAAAGUGCUGCUGUGCCGUCCACCACUGAACUUUACCGGACGCUGCGCCUGAUACCAGACAGCAGCUCCUCAAGACAUUCAAAUCGAGGACGCUGGCAGGAGUCCAGCAGCACUGAAGAUGGAGACGCUCGGGUCCAAUCCAAAAACAGAGUUCGAUCUGGAGACUUGAGCAUCUUCUCUUUGGGCGAAGAUGAGUACAGCCUCACUUGAAGAACUUCCAGUGCCUUUUUUUGUUGUUGUUUGUUUUGUGACUUCAUUUCGCAGUGGACUUUAGGAUCAAUCCAUCGCUGAAUUCUGUCACAACUGAUGAACACUCCUCCGCAUUGCAGCAUUUUUUUGUGUUAUGGACAUGCACAUUCACCAAAAGCUGAGAGAAAGAAAAGCACUUUAAUAAUUUUACCGUUGUUCAUUUCUUUCCUUUACAAACAAAUGAUUCUUAUUUUAAGCUAUAUUCAAAUGAAGGGGGGGAGAGUCCAACAUAUUGCAGUAAGAAAUAUCUUUUGUACAUGUGGAUUAUUUUUCAAUGUUUUAGUUUAGUAUUAAAUAUAAAGUUUACAUUAUUUUAGAUGUAAAUAAAUUGUGAUUUUUAACGGGAUGAUGAUCUGCUUUGCUGGUGUAACGGUACAAUAAAAUAUAUUACGUUAAUGACACACGUGCGUCCUCGUUGCUGUGGCGCCCACUAGUGGCCAUAAAGAGGCGUCGCGGUCACAAGUUUUUCAACAACCGGAAUCCGGAAGUGAUCAUCUUUUUGUUUUUUGUCUCCGCAUCCAGCCCAGAAUCCCACCCACCGCCCAGCGUUUAUUUUACACACACACACACAAACCCCCCCCCACACACACACACAUCGAGAAUGUCGGGUUCAUCUAAUCUGGUAGCCAUGAAGAAGGUCGUCCAGCAGCUCCGCUUCGAGGCGAGCAUCAACAGAGUGAAGGUCUCCCAGGCGGCUGCAGACCUUCAACAGUUCUGCAUGCAGAACGCCAUGCAGGACCCUCUGCUCACUGGCGUGUCCUCCAGCACCAACCCUUUCAGGCCACAGAGGGUCUGCUCCUUCUUGUGAAACCACUGCAUUCAUUGGCCUUCAUUUUGAUGCUACAGGGAAAAGUUGACCUCAACACUGCUCCUCAUGCCAAGCCAUUAUACUGCCACGGGAUCUCUCGAGUGUAGAACACAUUGGAAUCAUGUCAGGAAGAUGACCAUCUAUUUUCAGCCACACUAGAAGAAAGGAGACAGUUUUAUUUUCCAUGGCACAGUGUGAUUUUCGAGUAAAUAAUUGUGCCUUUUCUAUUGUUCUAUUUUAGUCAUCACUGUUCUGGACUUUUUUGUAUUUAAUGAAUAAAAGAAAACAUUCUUUACUA
Molecule: messenger RNA, 3356 nt
Organism: Cyclopterus lumpus (lumpfish)
Lineage: Eukaryota; Metazoa; Chordata; Actinopteri; Perciformes; Cyclopteridae
Gene: ssx2ipa
Product: synovial sarcoma, X breakpoint 2 interacting protein a
Exons: 16
Coding region: 415-2211 (598 amino acids)
Source: RefSeq, a predicted model, not a curated record